AUGAGGAAGAACGUCGUGGCAAGGUUGAACCAAGAGUCCAAGUCGCCGUUGCGCAGUUCGGUUCCGAUUCCCGUCGGUUCCAAUCCCUGCAUACUCUGCCCAUCCACGACCGCCGCCGCCGUCGUGUUCGCCACGGCGACCAUCCUGCUUGUACCCGCCGGCAUCUGCACGACAAUCGACACGCUCCCGCCAUCACGCGCCAUCGUCUACUGCACGCCGAACGUGCCUCUCCCGGCCACUCAGGCUGCACCCCCACCUCCUGCUGCUACACCCACUCCCGGUGUGCCAGUGCCAGCGCCCGUCUCUAUAACACCAAAGACGUGGGCCUUGCUCGCCACAUCCAAACUUGUGAGGGUUAUGGUCUCUAUACUUACUGCACGGACUACUACGUAG
Messenger RNA from Coniophora puteana RWD-64-598 SS2, 393 nucleotides. RefSeq lists its product as uncharacterized. The transcript has 2 exons. NCBI's taxonomy places the organism in Eukaryota, Fungi, Basidiomycota, Agaricomycetes, Boletales, Coniophoraceae. Bases 1 to 393 code for a protein of 130 amino acids. The record is from RefSeq and is a predicted model, not a curated record.